Messenger RNA from Xenopus laevis (African clawed frog), 1841 nucleotides. RefSeq names its product cardiotrophin-2 (gene ctf1.L). Bases 132 to 713 code for a protein of 193 amino acids. The record is from RefSeq and is a predicted model, not a curated record. NCBI's taxonomy places the organism in Eukaryota, Metazoa, Chordata, Amphibia, Anura, Pipidae. The transcript is spliced from 3 exons.
UUAGCUCUGACGUCAGAGAGAAGGAACUUCCAGGGAAUUUGUGUGUGUGGGCCAAGCUCCUGGGGGAGGAGAGCGAGGGGAGGAGAGCAGCACAAGGAGAGAGCGGAGUUUGUUACAAGUGCUCGGAGACCAUGGAAGUGCUCAGAGCCAUUGUGGAGGCAUCACCAGACAUUCUGUCCAUGCAGCAGGAGCAAGAAACCUUGGCGGCCAAAGAGCAAAAAGAGCAAGUCCUGAACCUGGUCACCAGUAUCCAAAAACAGUCGGAUGCCCUAGUGAAAGAAUAUCUCAGUCACCAAGGUGCCCCCUUCAGUAGCAAUGGCUUCUCCUACCCGUUACAUCAGCUUAAAGAUCUGCCGUGGUUGGACAUCAACCUGCUCCCUUCAUCCCCAUGGAAAAGCUUGGUGUUCAGCCUCUCGGCCUACUCCACUCUGAUUGGAUGGUUCGAAUCCACCCUCAAGUGGCAAAGAAAACUAAAUUCAAGAGCUCAGAAGCUCAUUGAUCAUCUAGAGGCUUCCUACCAACACGUGAGGGCCUUGAGCUCCAGCUUGUCCUCACUCCUACAGGAGCCUAUACCAACCUCCCAAGCCAUGCCGGAGAUCAAGGAGGUCUUCACACAAAAGGUCACUGGUUAUGGUGUGUGCCAGUGUUUCUGUGAUUGGAUGGCACAAACCAAACGAGAUAUGGAGAACCUGGUGGCGGAGACGUCGGUGUAGAUAUGGCAAAUUGAGUCUGACUCCUUCUUCGUGCUCUUUUAAUAUUUCCCAACAUCCAGCGACAACUAACCUACCUCAAAGAGGACUUUGUUUUUACCAAUGACUUUUAGCUGCAUCAACACUGGACACCAUUGGAUAGAAGGGGCAAGCAAGCCUGGAAGGAACCCCAUGAUAUUGCCAACUACAAAGUUCUUUAAACCACCUUCUCAAAUAUAUCCAUGUUGGCUUCAUAUUCUAAUUAUCCAACAGACACAGGCAUGUUUGCAGCUCCCCCGAACUUUUCACAUAUAUCUGCUUCCAUAAACGGGAAUGUUCACUUAAAGGAGAAGUAAAUGCUAUUUUACACAAAAGGAACCAAUUACACUGAUCCCUUUCCACCACUGCUCCACCGUGAAGAUGUCAGCCGAAUGAUGAAAUCUCCUUUUAGCAACUUUUAGACUAAUACAGUGACUUUCUAACAUCAUUUGCAACUCCAGUCUGGGGGUGCUCGGGGUGCUCGUCUGAGCAUUUUUUGGCAAUUUUCAUUCAUUUUUUGUUUUUAUGAUAUAAGCAGUUUUAUAUAAUAAAUGCUGAUGGGACUGACCCCUGCUGUUCUGUCCAGGUAGAGGCAGGACAGGAACAGCUUAAUGUUUUGAUGUAGGAAGCAUCUCCGGAUGCUCCUCUGCUCCGUUCCAUCAGUUUGGUGUAGAAACUGCUAAUAUCAGAAUUUUUUUUUUUAAAAAAAGUGGCCAGUAUAUUGCAAAAGUGCUCAGAAAAGCACAUUGAGCAAUUUUAUCUAUCUAUCUAUAUAUAUCUAUCUAUCUAUCUAUCUAUAUAUAUAUAUAUAUAUAUCUAUCCUUUAAAAUGAAGGCUAUAGGAAACUCAUCUAUACAAAUGAAGCUCAGAUGCAAAUAAGGAUUAUAGUAUCACCGCCAGUGGCUGUGAGGGGAUUUUGGGAAUUGUAGUCCAGAUUACCUAUAACACUAAAGGAGAGGUAUUCGGCAGACCUGCUGUUUCUUAGACUACAUCUCCCAGCAUCCCCUACCAGAAACGGGUCGUUCAUACAAAUUUCUUUACACUCCUUUAUCCAUGUACUUAAUAUUAUUUUUAGAUUUUUUUUUCCUGAAAUAAAAAAUAUUUUCUAUUAAA